GCUGCGCGCUGUCCGCCCCUGGCUGCGCCGCUGCUGAGGGGAGGAGGAGGAGGGGCCUCCAUCUUUAUUUCUUUGUUUCAAAUCCUUCAAACUCGUUACAACCCCAUUCAUUUCAUGUGUGUACCGGUGUACUUCCGGGCGGGCGGCCCCUGGUGAUCACCGGAGCAGGUGCGAGUGGUGCCUCGGUGGACGGGGAAGGCCUCAGGCGGCGGGAGGAGGCGGACACCGGGAGAAUGAAGCGGCGGAAUGCUGACUGCAGCAAACUCCGGCGCCCGUUAAAACGGAACCGAAUCACGGAUGGGAUCUACGGCAGCACCUUCCUGUAUCUGAAGUUCCUGGUUGUCUGGGCCCUUGUGUUGCUGGCAGACUUUGUGCUGGAGUUCAGAUUUGAGUAUCUGUGGCCAUUCUGGUUGUUCAUCAGAAGUGUGUACGACUCGUUCAGAUACCAGGGCUUGGCAUUCUCAGUAUUUUUUGUGUGUGUAGCGUUCACAUCGGACAUAAUAUGUCUCCUAUUUAUACCAGUGCAAUGGCUAUUUUUUGCAGCCAGUACCUAUGUUUGGGUACAGUAUGUUUGGCAUACAGAAAGAGGAGUAUGCCUACCUACAGUCUCGCUGUGGAUAUUGUUUGUAUAUAUCGAAGCAGCAAUUAGGUUUAAAGAUCUGAAGAAUUUUCAUGUAGAUCUAUGUCGUCCAUUUGCUGCACACUGUAUUGGUUAUCCUGUAGUCACUUUAGGCUUCGGGUUCAAAAGCUACGUCAGUUAUAAGAUGCGGUUAAGAAAACAGAAAGAGGUACAGAAAGAAAAUGAGUUUUAUAUGCAGCUCCUGCAACAAGCACUGCCCCCAGAACAACAGAUGUUACAGAGACAAGAAAGGGAAGCCGAGGAAGCCGCCAAGGGUUUAUCUGAAAUGGAUUCUACAAUACUGUUACAGCACAAUGGGAUCUCGUCAAAUAAAAAGAUUUCCAGCACGUUACCAGAGCUGGAAUAUAAAGAAAAGGGCAAAGACAAGGAUGUGAAAAGACACAAUUUAGGGAUUAACAACAACAUCCUGCAGCCUACAGACUCUAAAGUACAGGAGAUUGAAUAUAUGGAGAAUCAUAUCAACAGUAAGCGACUGAAUAAUGACUUAGGGAGCACAGAAAACCUCUUAAAAGAGGACACGUGCACCACUUCUUCUAAGAACUACAAGAACACCACAGGGACAGCUAAUUCAUCUCCUCGGAGCCACAGCUCGUCUAAUGGGAGUAUCCCCUCCUCAGUGUCCAAUAAAAAUGACAAGAAGAAAUGCACUAGUAAAAGCCCAAACAGUCACAAAGAUCCCAUGGAGAACUGUAUCCCAAACAACCAGCUUAGCAAGCCAGAUACUUUAGUAAGGCUGGAACAAGAUGUAAAGAAAUUAAAAGCAGAUUUGCAGGGAAGCAGACAGAUUGAACAGGAUCUCCGCAGUCAGAUCAGUGUACUAACGAGCACAGAGCGGGGAAUUCGAAACGAAAUAGGGCAGCUCAGGCAGGAAAAUGAGCUGCUGCAAAAUAAAUUGCAUAAUGCUGUUCAAAUGAAACAGAAAGACAAGCAGACGAUCAGUCAGUUAGAGAAGAAGCUGAAAGCAGAGCAGGAAGCCCGAGCAUUUGUAGAGAAGCAGCUUAUGGAGGAGAAAAAAAGGAAGAAAUUAGAAGAAGCCACAGCAGCAAGGGCAGUUGCAUUUGCUGCAGCCAACAGAGGUGAAUGUACAGAAACCUUAAGAAGUCGGAUCAGAGAUUUAGAGAGUGAAUGUAAAAAAUUGUCCAUCGACAUGAAAUUAAAAGAAGACCAGAUAAGGGAACUGGAGUUAAAAGUUCAGGAGCUGCGAAAGUACAAAGAAAAUGAGAAGGAUACCGAGGUGUUAAUGUCUGCACUUUCAGCCAUGCAAGAUAAAACACAGCACUUAGAAAAUAGCCUCAGUGCAGAAACCAGGAUCAAGCUGGAUUUAUUCUCUGCACUAGGUGAUGCAAAAAGACAGCUGGAGAUUGCCCAAGGACAAAUUCUUCAGAAAGAUCAAGAAAUCAAAGACCUCAAACAGAAGAUUGCAGAAGUAAUGGCUGUAAUGCCCAGCAUCACAUACACUGCAGGGACAAGUACCCUAAGCCCAGUUUCCCCACACUACUCUUCCAAGUUUGUGGAAACUAACUCAUCUGGACUGGACCCCAAUGCAUCAGUUUACCAGCCACUCAAGAAAUGAAUGCCAGCUGACAUCAGCCCACCCAAUCCCCCAUCAUUUUUGUUUGACUGGAGUCCACAUACAAAAGCAUCUGUUGAAAUUAAAGAUGGAAUUGUAUUACAAGAA
This is a messenger RNA of Pseudophryne corroboree (corroboree frog), 2318 nucleotides long. It is a transcript of the gene MACO1, whose product is annotated as macoilin 1. Gene Ontology annotation, cellular component: rough endoplasmic reticulum membrane. The record is from RefSeq and is a predicted model, not a curated record. Lineage: Eukaryota; Metazoa; Chordata; Amphibia; Anura; Myobatrachidae. The coding region runs from base 234 to 2213 and encodes 659 amino acids. The transcript has 11 exons. Gene Ontology annotation, biological process: neuronal signal transduction.